GAUAUCCUCCGGAGCAAAGUAUUUCACUCAGCUUUCCAUCUCUCAUCCUCUUCGAAGGACCCUCUCUCCCUUUAAUCAGUUCUGAGAUGGAUGAUGUUUCUCUCAAUAGUGAGCCAGUUGGUGAUGAUGAUGUUGAUGAACUUGAGAUUGAAGGAGAUUGUGCAAUGACAGAAUACGCAAGUCAAACUGGUAUAAUUCAAGGAGAGAAUCCACUGCCUCCUGUGGUUGGAAUGGAAUUUGAGUCUUAUGAGGAUGUAUAUUACUUCUACAAUUGCUAUGCCAAGGAACAAGGGUUUGGUGUCAGGGUAAGCAACACGUGGUAUAGAAAGAGCAAAGAAAGAUACAGAGGCAAACUUAGCUGCAGUAGUGCAGGAUUCAAGAAGAAGAGUGAAGCAAAUCGGCCAAGACCAGAAACUAGGACAGGGUGUCCAGCAAUGAUAAAGUUCAGAUUGAUGGAAAACAAAAGGUGGAGGAUUAUAGAAGUUGAGCUUGAUCAUAACCAUUUGAUUAGCCCUGCGAGUGGAAAGUUCUAUAAAUCGCAUAAACAGAAAGGCCUUGGUACCAAACGAGCACUACAGUUAGAUGGUGCUGAAGAGGUACAAAAGAUUAGGCUUUUCCGAACAGUGGUAAUUGAUGCCGAGGGCAAUGGUCAAGCAGAUGUUAAUGAUGGAGAGUCUGGGAAUACUCUUAACCAAUCAAACCAGUUGAGGCUUAAAGAGGGAGAUGCCGAAGCUGUUUAUAACUUUUUUUGUCGCUUGCAGUUGAUGGAUCCAAAUUUCUUUUAUGUGGUAGAUCUCAAUGAGAAAGGAUGUUUAAGAAAUUUAUUUUGGACUGAUGCAAGAUCUAGGGCUGCAUAUGGAUACUUUGGUGAUGUGGUUGCAGUUGACACCACAUGCUUAACAGACAAUUAUGAAGUACCACUGGUUUCAUUUGUUGGAGUGAAUCAUCAUGGGCAAUCUGUGCUGUUGGGUUGUGGUUUACUUGCAGGUGAGACCAUUGAAUCGUAUAUAUGGCUGUUCAGGGCAUGGCUUACAUGCAUGCUGGGACGGCCCCCUCAGGCAAUCAUCACUGAUCAAUGUGGAGCCCUGCAAACAGCCAUUGCAGAUGUUUUCCCAAGAGCAUCUCAUUGUCUUUGUUCAUCACAUAUAAUGAAAAAGGCUCCUGAGAAACUCAGUGGAUUGUUUGAAUAUGAAAUGAUUAGAAUGACAUUGAACAGAGCUGUUUAUUGCUCACAGAGGCCUGAGGAAUUUGAAGCUGCCUGGGAUGAAAUGAUCCAACGCCAUGGAAUUAGGGACCAUGAAUGGAUUCAAACUCUAUAUGAGGAUCGCAAACGGUGGGUUCCAGUUUAUUUGAAAGAGGUAUUUUUGGCAGGGAUGCUUCAAAUCCAGCCAAAUGAGGUUGUGCCAUCCAUUUUUGAAGGAUAUCUAGAUAAAGGUUCUCCUUUGAAAGAAUUUUUGAGCAAGUAUGAUCAAGCUUUACAUGAAAAUCAUCAGCAGGAAGCCUUGGCAGACAUGGAGUCCCAAAAUUCAGGUUACAUGCUGAAAUCAAGGUGUUAUUCCGCAUUGCAGCUCUCAAAAUUGUACACAAGUGAGAUGUUAAGGAAGUUUGAGAGGGAGAUAGAGGGAAUGUACAGGGUGUUUUGCACAAGGCAAAUAAGUUAUGAGGGGCCAAUCAUAACAUACAUGGUCCAGGAACAAGUUGAAGUAGAUGGAGACAGAAGGGAGACCAAGGACUUCGAGGUUCUGUACAAUGCAAACGAAAUGGAUGUUCUUUGUGUCUGUGGUUUGUUUAACUUUAGAGGAUACCUGUGCCGUCAUGCUUUGAGUGUCCUUAACAAGAAUGGCAUAGAGGAGAUCCCACCCCAGUACAUUCUAUCUCGGUGGAGAAAAGACAUCAAGCGGACUUAUGUUCCAAAUCUCAGCCAUGGCGGUAUUGAUAUAAAUAACCCAGUUCACAGGUAUGAUCAUUUGUACAAAUGCAUCGUGCAGGUUAUUGAGGAAGGAAGGAAAUCACAAGAUGGCUACAAGGAUACCCUUCAAGCAUUGGAUGAAAUUUUAAGCAAGCUACAUCUUGUAGAUGGUCAUUUGUAAAGACCUGGGGCCUUUUUAUCCGGCGUUCUGUCUGUGUUCUAUUUUUUUCCAUCUCUUUAUAAUCACUAAAACCAAUAACCUGGCUUGCUGAAGAGAAAAUUACAUCAUAAAUUUAAAGAAGAAAAAAAAAUCAUAAAACCAAUAAUGAAGAGCUUAGCCGAGC
This is a messenger RNA of Rubroshorea leprosula, 2253 nucleotides long. Lineage: Eukaryota; Viridiplantae; Streptophyta; Magnoliopsida; Malvales; Dipterocarpaceae. The record is from the annotation of a GenBank genome assembly.